AUGAACGGAAAUGUCAAAAGUCAUCAGGUUUGCUUAAUUUUUUCUGAAAUAAAGAAAAUGGGAAAACUAGACGCUUUAAAUAGUCUAAAUUCAAAAUAAACAUCUUCAGAUCGACGAUAAGGAAGCGCCAAAAUCCACCGCUUCAAUUUUUCGAGUUCAAGGAAAUUCCACCGUACCAUCACAACCACAGACUGUAAGAAAAUUGAGUACGGUAUUUAAAGGAUCAUACCAAUAUUGUUACAGCAAACAACUCCGCUGGUUUUCGGAGCGGCGAAAAAAGAUAGCAUUGGAAAUAAUUCAGAGGAUAUUAUGAUCGAAACGCUGACGGCGGAAAAUGCCGCUGAACAUGAGCCGAUUGUAAGUUUCUGUAGAUUUGCAUAUUAGUGUAGGUGAGAAAUUAGUGAUCUACAAAAGAUGAGGGUUAUUUUGAGUGUAAAUUUGACCUAGUGAAUAUUAAAAGUACAAGCAUAAUUAAAAUGAUAGGAAUAAAGCUUAGAUUCUGAACCUUUCAAAAAAAAAUCAAUAAUUUUGUAGCCUUGUGCUCAUAUGCUGCGGACAAAUAUUGACGAAGGUUUGAGCACGGCCGAAGCAACGCGUCGUCGACAAUAUCACGGAUAUAAUGAAUUUGAAGUCGGCGAAGAUGAGCCGAUCUAUAAAAAAUAUCUGGAACAAUUCCAAAAAUCCGCUUAUUUUGCUGUUAUUAGCCUCAGCUACUGUAUCAAUUUUCAUGAAACAAUACGACGAUGCAAUUAGUAUUACGAUAGCUGUGAUUAUUGUGGUUACUGUAGGAUUUGUACAAGAAUAUCGAUCUGAAAAGACUUUGGAGCAAUUGACGAAAUUAGUGCCACCCACAUGUCAUGUUUUGAGGGAUAAUAAGGAGCAGAAUAUGUUGGCGAGGGAAUUGGUGCCUGGUGAUGUUGUUUUGUUGAAUACAGGUGAGGAGGAAAUUUUGGUGCAAGGUCGUUUUGAUAUUAAAAAUGUGCCAAGUAAUUACUGUAGCAAAAUUCUGGAUUCAAAUCGAGCAGGGAUCGGGUACUGUAGAUUUGCAGAUUAUGGUAGUUUCGAAAUUUUAAUUUUUCAAAACUUCUAGAACCCGCAAAAAAUCAAAACGUGUUCUAUUCAAAUUACGUGAAAUUAAUUUUCCCCUGGAACAUUUAAUUUUUCGCCAUUUCUAAAUUUUCAAAAACUGCAAAAUGCCUCCUCAAAAACAGGUACUGUAGUUUUUUCCCGCUAAUAAACUCCAGAAAUCUCUCUGAUUUUGCAGGCGACCGUAUACCAAGCGAUAUUCGAAUUGUCGAAAGUUUCUCUCUCCAAAUCGACGAAAGUUCGCUGACCGGUGAAACUGAACCAAAACACAAAGAGACACGAGCAACGAAAAUUAUGGGAAAAGACGAUAUUGAACAUAUGAUUUGUAUUGGAUUUAUGGGAACUUUGGUUUGUGGUGGAAGAGGAAAAGGAAUCGUCAUAUCAACUGCUGCCAAUUCACAAUUUGGAGAGGUAAAAUUAUAUAUUUUUCAGUUAAAAAUUGAGCCAAAUUACCCUAAUCCUCUAACUAACCUAAUCUUAAUUUCAGGUUGUUAAAAUGAUGAUGGGCGAAGAGUCACCAAAAACUCCUUUGCAAAAAUCAAUGGAUGAACUCGGAAAACAACUCUCGUUCUACUCAUUUGGUGUAAUUGGUGUGAUUUUUGUGAUCGGUUUGGUUCAGGAGAGAAAUUUUGUUGAGAUGUUUACGAUUGGUGUCAGUUUGGCGGUUGCUGCGAUUCCUGAAGGAUUACCGAUUGUUGUAGCGGUGACUCUGGCUAUUGGUGGGUUACUGUGGAUUUUUCAGACGGGAAAAAAUGUUCCAAACUGGUGAAGGUUUUUGAUUGAAGUGUGAUGGAUGUUUUGAAACAUUAUCGAAUCUCGAAAAUAUAAUAGAAUUUUUUAGGAGUCAUGCGAAUGGCAAAACGUCGUGCAGUCGUCAAAAAGAUGCCAGCCGUCGAAACUCUUGGUUGUGUCACCGUAAUCUGUUCCGACAAAACCGGAACACUCACCAAAAACGAAAUGACAGCCACAAAAAUCAUCACAGCCGAAGGAAAACAGGCGAAAGCAACGGGUUUAGGAUAUUCAGUUGAUGGUGGAAUUGUGAGCACAAAUGAUGGUGAACAACACAUUACUCAGUUUAGUCAUCCGGAAUUUGCAAGAAUUAUUGAAGCUGGAUUAGUAUGUAAUAAUGCGAAUAUAAUUGAAGGAGAUAAAUUGGUUGGACAACCGACUGAAGGUGCAAUUGUUGUGUUGGCAAGAAAAGCACAACUCGAACAAUGUCGACAACAAUAUUCAAGAUUGAGAGAAAUGCCUUUUUCAUCAGAUACAAAAUGGAUGGGAGUACAAUGUGAAGAUCAGAAUCGACAACAGGUUUAUUUUAUCAAAGGUGAGUUGAGCUUUUUUUAGUCUAAAUAUGUCUAUGAUCUUUGAACAUCACAUUAUUUUUCACUGGAAACAAUCAAUUUUGAAUCUGGACAUUUUGAAGCAAUUUAUUGUCUUGAAACUCUACUUUUUUCCCAAAUAUUAAAAUAUCCUUUUUUGUUCGAAUAAGCCUUGAAUUUGUAUUAUAAAAACCCUAGACUUUGAAGUAUUUUCAAGCUUGAACUUGUAAGAUUUUGUUCGGAAAUAUUUUUUUCUAAUUUAUAUAAAAAUCUCUCAUCUUUCUGAAAUACAAUCAAAUUUUCUAUAACAAAUUACAUGUUUUUAAUCGACUCUUAUUUUUCACUCAAUUUUGUUGCAGGAGCCAUUGAUCGUGUUCUCGAACAAUGUUCGACAUAUUACGCAGGAAGUGAUAAUUCUCGCCGUCCAAUCGAUCAAUAUUCCAAACAAAAUAUCCUCGAAAAUGGUCGACAAUUAGGAUUGGAAGGUUUGCGAGUUCUUGGAGUUGCUCGAGGCGAAAAUAUGCAAUCAAUGAUGUUUUUGGGAAUGAUUGGAAUGUUGGAUCCACCAAGACCUGGAGCUGCUGAUGCUAUUGCUAUUGUAAAAGCGAGUGGAGUUGAUAUUAAAUUGAUUACUGGAGAUGCACAAGAAACGGCUCAAAGUAUUGGUGGGUGGACUUUUUGACUUGUUAAAACAUUCAAAUUCAGUUCCAUAUAAAAUUUUGAAGCCCUGAAUAAUUCUAUAAAAUAUCCUGAAAUUUCUGUAAAUUGAAAAAUAGUUGUGGAAUUCGAAACCACUAUAAAAUAAUUCAAAAUUUCAAUUUAAAAAAAAAGAAAAUUAAAAACAGAAAAAUCAUUUUGAAAAGUCCUGAAAUUUGAUCCAAAAUGGUCUAGGUACCCAUUUUUGAAGUUACUCUAACUCCCCACAGUUUUUUUGUUCAUUUUCCAGGUCAAUCUCUCGGAAUUCUCUCUCAAACCACAGAUUCUUGUUUAUCUGGCCAACAAGUCGAUCAAAUGUCCGAUCAUGAUCUCGAACUUAUAAUUCGACAAGUUACCGUAUUCUAUCGCGCAUCGCCACGUCAUAAACUCAAAAUUGUGAAAGCGCUUCAAGCGAUUGGUGAAAUUGUUGCAAUGACAGGAGAUGGUGUAAAUGAUGCGGUUGCACUGAAAAAAGCUGAUAUUGGAGUUGCGAUGGGUUUAUGUGGAACUGAUGUUUGUAAAGAAGCUGCUGAUAUGAUUUUGUGUGAUGAUGAUUUUAGUACAAUGACUGCGGCAAUUGAAGAAGGAAAAGCUAUUUAUCAUAAUAUUACCAAUUUUGUGCGCUUUCAAUUGUCGACGUGAGUUUUUAUUGCAAACGCGGGACGGGCAAAUUACAUUUUGAAAACUAUUCACAAUUACAUGUUUUUAUUCAAAAAUGCAGAAUUCUUUCCUUUUAAAAUUCAAAAAAGUCAGAUUUUUCUAUUAAAUUUUCUGAAACCCUGAUAAAAUAUUUCGAAAAUGUUAGAGAUUGAAGGAUUUUUCAAUUUUAAAGGGUUAAAUAAAUGAUUGCUUUGGCCCGAAAACCCCGUAUUGAAGCCUAGCUCCAAAAACGUUUUGACUGAAAAAUUUACGUUUCAAAAAUAUUUGAUAAUUGUUUUAUGAAUGAGAUCAGGGCUUCUUAUUUUUAUUGAAUCUCAAGCAACCGAAUUUCAAAAAAUAAAGCUAACACAGUGAAUCAAACAUUUAAAAAAUCUGAAAUUUCUAGUUAUUCACACCAGAAAAAUGCAAAAUGAAAUUGAAAAAUGGGCGGAGCCUGUUUUUCUCUCGCUUUUUCUCUCGCUCCCUCCCCUUCGAAAUUUGAUCGGUUAUUGACCAAAUUUGAGAUGAAUUUGCCUUGUUUUCUUGAUAAAUCGUAACCAAAAAUGAUUUUUUGGUAGGAAAAUUGAGAAUUUUGUGAUUUAUCGUAACUUGUCUGCCUGCUUUUGAGAAAAUCAUGAUUUUUGGGAGAAUUGGUCACAAAAAUAUUACUGUAAAUCGUUAUUUUCCAGAGAGUUUGUUGAACUAUUGGGUUUUUCUCAAGUUUGGUCAAGUUAUCUACGAGAAAAUCAAAGAGAGUUGUGAUUUUCUCAUUGUCCAGUUGACCAGGUCGUGAUUUUCGCGAAAUUAUAAAAAUUUUAAAUUUGAAUUUGAAAAAUGGAAAAUUUAACAAGGUACAAAGCAAAUAUAGAUCUUACUUUGUUGAGAGUUUGCCAUGUGGCAAGACAAAAUUCUAUUUUUCAACAUUUACCAUGUGGAUUCGCAACCUCACAAAGUGGAUACAGCAUUUUAAAAAAUCGCCCAUUUCAACAAAACCGUGUUAUCUUUAUUCUAAUAUUUCACACGUGGCAAAAAUGCUGAAAAAUAAAGUUUCAAAAUUUUUGGAUGUCAAGAAAUCAUUGGUCAUAUUCGAUCAUCAAAAUUCUGUGAUUUAUCAGGAAAUAUCAUGAUUUUCCGAGAAAUUACUGUAGAUAAUGAUUUUCUCAAUUUCCAGUUGACCAAAUUUGAACUAUCGUGAUUUUUCGAAGAAAAUUAGUGAUUGGUCAAUUUCUGAUUGGGAAAAUCACUGAAGAUUACUGUAAGUCGUGAUUUUCACAAAAAGUUCGAACUAUCAGCAAAAGUUGAACUUUUGCCACGUCAUAAUUUUUUCUUUCGAAAUUCUCAAUAGUUUCAAUAAAAAUUAGAUCUGCUUCGGAAAAUCACGAUUUCUCUGAUGAAUUACCGUAAAUCGUGAUUUUCUUGAGAUUUCUUAACCAAAUUUGAACUAUCACGUUUUCUCAGAAUUGGUCAUUUUUUAUUGAAAAAAUCACUGUAGACAAUAGUUUUCUCUCCAAAAAUCGGGAAAAUAUCAGAAUUUAUCAUGAUUUUCUCGAAAUAUUAUGAUCUACGGUAGUUUUCUCAUUUAUGUUUGGUGAUUUUUGCGAGGAGAAUCAAGAAUUUAUCAAAAUGAAGAUAAACCAUUAUUUUUUUUUAUAUACAGUACACCUAUUAUUUUUUAUGCUUGAGUAUUAAUAUUUUAGAAAUGAAACUCGCACAAAUGGUAAUUUCAGGUUACGUAAUUGUUUUACGAAUCUUCGAACGAAAAUUUAAACACAAUGAUUAUUCAAAUUUCCCCUAAUUGUUUCAGAAGUGUCGCCGCUCUUUCGCUCAUCGCUGCUUCCACAAUUUUCCGUUUCGAAAAUCCACUCAACGCCAUGCAAAUUCUAUGGAUCAAUAUUAUAAUGGACGGACCACCGGCUCAAUCUUUAGGUGUCGAACCAGUUGAUGAUGAUAUCAUUCGACAAAAACCACGAGAUACAAAACAACCAAUGUUGACACGGAAAUUGAUUUUGGAUAUUUUGGCGUCGGCUGCCAUUAUUGUUGUUGGAACUUUGAGCGUUUUUUAUAAAGAGGUUUGGACUUUAUUUUUGUUUUGUUAUAUUACAAAGAAAAUAUGAAUUUUUCUGGAAAUUUGUAAAAAUGACUUUUGGAAUAGUUUUAGAAGAAAUGGGUGGAGUAGCCUGACUGACAACUUUUGAAAAUGGGGCGGAGUCCAGUGAUUCGCUUUCUGUAAAAAUUCCCAGAAUAGCAUAAAGUGACAAUGUGUGCUUAAAUAUAUAUCUUGAAAAAUUCUGGAACUUUUAUUGUCACAAAAUGUCUCUGAAAAACUAUGUCAGGAUUGUAAGAACAGAAAAUGGGUUAUAUUUUUUGCAACAAAUUUAAUAUGUAAAUGAAAAUUAAUUGUUCCCUUCGAAAAACCCUGCGAAACUCCUAAUUUUCCAGAUGUCAGCUGACAACAAAGUAACACCCCGUGACACAACAAUGACAUUUACAUGUUUUGUUUUGUUUGAUAUGUGGAAUGCAUUAAGUUGUCGAAGUUCGCGUAAAAUGAUAUGGCAAAUUGGAAUUCGUCGAAAUGGAAUGUUUUCGAUGGCAGUGUCAGCAUCAUUAAUUUGUCAAUUAUUAGUUAUUUAUUGGAGCCCUCUACAACACAUUUUUCAGACAGAGGCAUUAUCGUUUUUUGGUUAGUUUUUCAACCAAUCAAUUCUCAAGAACUCCACCAAUUUCUCGUUUCAGAUCUCAUCUUUCUAACAACCAUCACAUCAAGCGUUUUCAUUUUCAACGAAACGCGCAAAUAUUUUUCGCUUCACUCAAAAUCGAGUGUUUUAGAAAUCUGA
Molecule: messenger RNA, 6574 nt
Organism: Caenorhabditis angaria
Lineage: Eukaryota; Metazoa; Nematoda; Chromadorea; Rhabditida; Rhabditidae
Source: the annotation of a GenBank genome assembly